AUGGCAUUUAGGAGGACAGAGGGAAUGUCCAUCAUGCAGGCCUUGGCCAUGACCGUGGCAGAGAUCCCCGUGUUUGUUUACACGACUUUUGGGCAGUCUGUGUUCUCUCAGCUGAGACUCUCUCCAGGCCUGAGGAAGGUGCUGUUUGCCACAGCCCUGGGGACAGUUGCCUUGGCUCUUGCGGCUCAUCAGCUGAAGCGCCGGCGCCGGCGGAAGAAGCAAAUCGCUCCCGAGAAAUGUGGAUUUAAACCAGGAGGGAUCACAGUGCCCAUCCUGCCAACCAGAAGGGUCUCCUCUGUGAAGAAAGGCUACUCCAGCAGGAGAGUCCAGAGUCCUGGCAGCAAGAGCAAUGACACCCUCAGCGGGAUUUCCUCCAUUGAGCCCAGCAAACAUUCCAGUUCCUCCCACAGCCUCACCUCGAUGGUGGCUGUCAACUCCUCCAGUCCAACACCCGCAGGAAUGUGGGACCCCCAGGCAAUGGGAGAUGCUGGAGCCAUGGGUGAUGCCAGUGCAGAAAGCCUCUAUGUUCAAGGCAUGGAACUGUUUGAGGAGGCCCUGCAGAAAUGGGAACAGGCACUGAGCAUCAGGCAGAGGGACAGUGCCAGUACCAGCACCCCUGUGCCCUGGGACAGCAGGAAACAGCAGGAGAGCAUAUCUGAGAACAUUUCAGAGGAGGAGUCCCAGAGAAGGGAGUUUGCUGAGAAGCUGGAGACCCUCCUGCACCGAGCCUACCACCUCCAGGAAGAGUUUGGAUCCUCCCUCCCCUCAGACAGCAUCCUGCUGGAUCUGGAGAAGACUUUAAUGCUCCCGUUGGAUGGAUCGCUGCGGCUCCGGACGGAUGAUGAGGACAGCUCAGCUUCGGAGGAUUCCUUCUUCUCUGCAGCAGAGCUCUUUGACUCUCUCCCCUUUGAGGAAAUGCCGUUCCACCUCUCCAGGCCAGUGGCAGCCUAUGAAGAAGCCCUGCAGCUGGUGAAGGAAGGGAAGGUGGCGUGCCGGACGCUGAGGACGGAGCUCCUUGGCUGCUACAGUGACCAGGAUUUCCUGGCGAAGCUGCACUGUGUCAGGCAGGCAUUCCAGGAGCUGCUGGAGGAUGAAAGCAAUCAACUGUUUUUUGGGGAGGUUGGGAAGCAGAUGGUGAUAGGACUGAUGACAAAGGCUGAAAAGAACCCCAAAGCUUUCCUGGAAAGCUACGAGGAGAUGCUGCGUUACGCAAUGAAACAAGAGACCUGGCCGACUACUCAGCAGGAGCUGGAGGGAAGAGGGGUGGUGUGCAUGAGUUUCUUUGAUAUUGUGCUGGACUUCAUCCUCAUGGAUGCCUUUGAGGACCUGGAGAACCCGCCCUCCUCCGUGCUGGCCGUGCUGCGCAACCGCUGGCUCUCCGACAGCUUCAAGGAGACGGCUCUGGCAACUGCCUGCUGGUCAGUUCUGAAAGCAAAAAGGAGGCUUCUGAUGGUACCAGAUGGCUUUAUCUCUCAUUUCUACUCCGUAUCGGAGCAUGUCAGUCCUGUUCUAGCCUUUGGUUUCCUGGGACCCAAGCAGCAGCUGUCUGAAGUCUGCAGUUUCUUCAAGCACCAGAUAGUGCAGUAUCUGAAGGACAUGUUUGACUUCGACAAUGUGAGGUACACGACGGUGCAGCUGCUGGCAGAAGACAUCCUGCAGCUGUCGCGGCGGCGCAGCGAGAUCCUCUUGGGAUACCUGGGCACCGAGAGCUCCCCGGAGAUGAACGGCACGCUCCCUGGGGACACAGAGCCGCUGAAGGAGGAGCUCAUCUGAUGUCAGGGGAGGAAAACGCUUUUUGUACAAGGACCUUUUCCUCCCAGAGGCGGAUAAAACUACCUACAGCGUGCAGCGGUGGCAGCGAGACUGUCUCGACACACCUGGCGGGACCUUCUGCUUUUUGUAGCCAGUAGUGUUUGCUGGGAUGGAUCCAGGACCACUUGCCAGCUUAUGGUUUGAAUUUCUUCUUUGUUCCACCUUCCUGUUCUUUUUAUUAUUAUUACUUUUAGUGUGUCAUAUAUACAUCGUGUCCUGAACUGCCUGGGCCCAGAUUUUUGCCCAUUCUCUCGAGUAGGGCAAACGUACGUUCCUGUUUUGCCUGUGUGUGUUUCCUGGGAGGUAAUCCCUGAUGUUUACGGUGUGGGAACAGGAAUGUCAUUAGCAAAUUCUCCAUUUGACCAUUAGCUUCUCAAGGAGGCUUUGCUUGCUUCGGGAUUUUUGUUACUGUUCCUCUCUGCUGUGUUCCUACAGACAUUAAUUACUGCUGGUUUUUACCUUCCCUGUGUUAACACAUGCAAUGUGACUAGUGAAGAUUUCUUUCCUAGGGAGGAAGAAAUAGUUCUGUAAAGCACUGUAAAGCACUGCAGUUCUGAAGCUCUAGGGAAGUUGGUCUGUUCCCUUGGUGUUGCUGCUCUUUGCAGACCAGAUGACAGGGUCUGUGCUGUGGUAAUCUUUGCUUAGGAGGUUGCUGAGGUCUGUGCUUGCCCCCAAGGCAAGUUAGCGUGAGGAGGGGAUUUGCAUCCUGCCUGUGCGUGCACAAAGUGUUUACCAUCCCUCCAAGUGCCUUGCUGGAUUUCAGGAUGAGCCAGCAGCAGGUGUUUGCUGGGUAGGAGCUGUGGGGUGUGUACAAACAGUGCAACGUGGUGCCUAUUGCUGUUAUGCACAAGGUGGUGAGAGGUGUGGAGGGUGGAUGUGUGCACAAAAGGGCUUGUGUGUGCAGAUAGUUGGAGAGCUGGGGUCAAGCUUCUAGAGAGGAAAUGACUCUGGGUAGUCUGUCAGUCCUAACAAACAGAGCAUAGUUUUGGGUGAUGAUGGAAGGGGUGUGUGUGUGUGUGUAUGAUGUGGUUCUGCUGGGGUUGGAUCCCCUCAAAUGCUGUGAUCCCGACUGCAUGGCCAGCACCUGGAAUCUGGCUGCUCUGGGAUGUGAGCUGAGUUGGACACUCGUGUGGGACAGCAGCAGUGGGUUGUGCUGGACUUGCAGAAUCACGGAAUAUGCUGAGUUGGAAGGGACUCAUCAGGAUCAUCGAGUCCAACCCCCGGCCAUGCACAGGACACCCCAAGAAUCCCGUCCUGUGCCUGGGAGCGUU
Molecule: messenger RNA, 3083 nt
Organism: Empidonax traillii (willow flycatcher)
Lineage: Eukaryota; Metazoa; Chordata; Aves; Passeriformes; Tyrannidae
Gene: MIGA2
Product: mitoguardin 2
Exons: 15
Coding region: 1-1773 (590 amino acids)
Biological process (GO): mitochondrial fusion
Source: RefSeq, a predicted model, not a curated record